Molecule: messenger RNA, 1326 nt
Organism: Meleagris gallopavo (turkey)
Lineage: Eukaryota; Metazoa; Chordata; Aves; Galliformes; Phasianidae
Source: RefSeq, a predicted model, not a curated record
AAAGAAGUAAAUGAAACUAACAAACGUGUAGAACAGGAAAUCAAAGUGGCUAUAUUCACCCUCAUCAAUGAAAUCAAUAAAAAGGGCAAAUCUCUCCUACAGCACCUUGAGAAUGUAACGAAGGAAAGACAGAUGAAGUUAAUACAACAACAAAAUGACAUCACUGGUCUUUCUCGACAAGUGAAGCAUGUGAUGAACUUUACUAAUUGGGCUAUUGCAAGUGGCAGCAGUACCGCUUUGCUGUACAGUAAACGGCUGAUAACAUUCCAGUUACGACAUAUUUUGAAGGCACGUUGUGAUCCUGUCCCAGCUGCCAACGGAGCAAUUCGCUUUCAUUGUGACCCCACAUUUUGGGCAAAGAACGUUGUCAAUUUAGGUAACCUUGUUAUUGAAAAUAAACCAGCUCCUAGUUACACUCCUAAUGUAGUGGUUGGACAAGCUCCUCCAGGAACAAACCACAUCAACAAAGCUCCAGGACAAAUCAAUCUAGCACAGCUUCGACUUCAGCACAUGCAGCAACAGGUGUAUGCACAAAAGCAUCAGCAAUUGCAGCAGAUGAGGAUGGGACAGCCAUCUGGGUCAGUUCCCAGACAAACCAAUCCUCAAGUCUUACAGCAGCAGCAUUCUAACCCUGGGCAUGCGGGGCCUUUUCCAGUUGUUUCUGUGCACAACAACACUAUUAAUCCAACUAGUCCUACUACAGCAACAAUGGCAAGUGCAAACCGUGGCCCAACAAGUCCAUCUGUUACAGCAAUUGAACUCAUUCCUUCCGUAACAAAUCCAGAGAAUUUACCUUCCCUGCCAGACAUCCCACCCAUCCAGCUUGAAGAUGCUGGUUCAAGUAAUUUGGAUAACCUUUUAAGCAGAUACAUCACAGGCAGCCAUCUACCCCCACAACCCACAAGUACCAUGAAUCCCUCCCCAGGACCUUCAGCUCUAUCUCCAGGGUCAUCAGGUUUAUCCAACUCCCACACUCCUGUGAGGCCACCUAGUACCUCCAGCACAGGUAGCAGAGGAAGCUGUGGCUCCUCAGGCAGAACUGCUGAGAAAACUAGUGUUAACUUCAAGUCUGACCAGGUAAAAGUCAAGCAGGAGCCGGGGACAGAGGAAGAGAUAUGCAGUUUCUCAGGAACAGUAAAGCAGGAGAAAACAGAGGAUGGCAGAAGGAGUGCUUGCAUGGUAAAGUUAGUUUGUGAAACAGUAUUUUAUAGUAUUCCUAGCAGCGUGGUUAAGAAUCCUGAAAUCAUAAAGCAGUUACUCUUAAGCCUCAUUAUCCCUUUAGCAGCCUCUGAAGACUGUGAAGAUAUUUUGCUCACAAAAUACAUC